GAGAGUUUGGAGAAAUCUGCCGGGGAUGCCUGAAGCUGCCCAGCAAGCGAGAGCUGCCGGUGGCGAUCCAGACCCUGCGGGCAGGGUGCUCGGAGAAGCAGCAGCGUUCCUUCCUGGCGGAGGCGUGCACCAUGGGCCAGUUCGAUCACUCCAACGUUAUCCGCCUGGAGGGGGUCAUCACCAGAGGGAGUACCAUGAUGAUAGUGAUGGAGUACAUGGGGAAUGGAGUGCUGGACUCUUUUCUCAGGAAACACGAGGGGCAGUUCACGGCCACUCAGCUCCUUUGCAUGUUGCAGGGGAUUGCCUCUGGCAUGAAGUACCUGGCAGAGAUGGGUUACAUACAUAAAAGCCUUGCUGCCCACAAAGUCCUUGUGAACAGCAGCCUGGCUUGCAAAAUAACUGGUUUCAGACGACCACAAGAAGAUAAGAUGGAGACCAUCUUCUCCACCAUGCGUGGGAAGAGCCUGGUGCUGUGGUCAGCCCCCGAAGCCAUCCAGUAUCACCACUUCAGUCCAGCCAGCGACGUGUGGAGCUUCGGCAUCGUCAUGUGGGAAGUCAUGUCCUACGGCGAGAGACCCUACUGGGACAUGUCCAACCAGGACGUGAUGAAGGCCGUGGAGGACGGGUUCCGCCUGCCCGCCCCGGCAAACUGCCAGCCGCCCCUCCACCAGCUCAUGCUUGACUGCUGGCAGAAGGACCGCAGCCAGAGACCCAAGUUCUCGCACAUCCACAACAUCCUGAGCAAGAUGGUGCAGAGCCCCGAGCCCCCGAAGUGCCCCGGCUCCACGUGCACCAGCACCUCCAUCCCCCUCACUGAGCGUACCUUCUCAGCCUUCCCAUCUUUCAGCUCUGUGGGUGAGUGGCUGGAGGCGAUAGAAAUGGGGAGGUACAAAGACAACUUCACUGCUGCAGGCUACUGCUACCUGGAAUCGGUGGCCAGGAUGACAGCCCAAGAUGUCCUCAGCCUGGGGAUCACGCUGGUGGAGCACCAGAAGACCAUCCUGAGCGGGAUCCAGACUCUCCGGGCCCAGGUGAUCCAGAUGCAUGGCCGAGGCGUGCAGGUGUGA
Balearica regulorum gibbericeps (East African grey crowned-crane) is the source of this 1067-nucleotide messenger RNA. NCBI's taxonomy places the organism in Eukaryota, Metazoa, Chordata, Aves, Gruiformes, Gruidae. The record is from RefSeq and is a predicted model, not a curated record.